Molecule: messenger RNA, 4764 nt
Organism: Vidua chalybeata
Lineage: Eukaryota; Metazoa; Chordata; Aves; Passeriformes; Viduidae
Product: carboxypeptidase N subunit 2-like
Exons: 2
Coding region: 1459-4242 (927 amino acids)
Cellular component (GO): plasma membrane; extracellular matrix
Molecular function (GO): protein binding
Source: RefSeq, a predicted model, not a curated record
CUGCAGAGACAAGACAGGCCCAGCUGCAGCCUGGUAAAACCUGAGGACACAGAUUUGUGGUGUCCAGGGGAGGUCCAGGAGUGCUGCUGGUUGCCCAGCAAGAGGCAUGAGCUGCCCGGCUGCAGGGUGAGCUCCAGCCCAGGUGUGCACAGGCAGGUCCCACCCCUACCCUGUCAGGGCUUGGUCUGCAGCCCUGCAGCCUGAAAAUGGAAAGUGGCAAGUUUCACAUAAAUGAGAGGAAGAACUUUGCUGUGAGAGUGAGUGGAACAGGUUGCCCAGCGAGGUUGUAGAGUCUCCUUCUCUGAAUAUACUCAAAAGCCAUCUGAACACAGCCAUGGAUACCCAGGGAACCCUAUUUCAGUGGGGAGGUUGGACUAGAUGACUUUCACUGGUCCCUUCCAACCUCUCCCGUCCUGGGAUUCUGAUUCUGUGACCUGUGGAGAUGAGGCACAAAGUCCCAGCAGUGCUGCCCACCGCGGGGGUGGCAGGUAAGGCGUGUGCUCCCCUGGGAGGGCGAUCGUGGGCCUGUCUGUGUGUGUCUGUCCGUGCCCGCGAGUGUCUGUGAGUGUCCCUGCGUGUCUGUGAGUGUCCCCGUGUCUGUCUGUCCGUGCAUGGCGGUGUGGCGGUGCUGCGGCACCAUCUCGUGGCCAUCGGGACCGGGCUCCGCGGGCCCGGCAGAGCCGGGGGAGCGCCGGUGGGACAUGGAUGUGUACGAUGUUGACGUCGGAAAGGGAUAAGGCUGUUGAAAAUGUGCAGUAGUUUGUUUUUAAAUUUGCCAAGAAACGUGCAAUGAAACCCAGUAAGCAGAAGCCGAGCUUUUACAGGAGCAGGUGAAAAUGGAAGUUUAAAUGCAAUCAGUGCAAUUACCCACUGGGAAGUAACACAUAUCCUCUCAGUUUGUCUUUGCCUCAAAAUGAGCAUCCCACAGGAUGCCCUGCACUAGCCAGGGGCUCUGGUGUCACCGUGGGAGGGUCUUUGGCUUGCACUGGGGUGCAGCACACAACACUAGGGUCAGCAAGGUGUGGAGCUGUGGGGCUGAGCACAGAGCCCAGGUGUUGUAUCUGUGGAGCCAUAAAUGUUUCAUUGUUUAUAAGCAUUAAGAAAGGCUUCAGAACCACACUUUUAGCUACAUAAGGCAGAUCCUGAGGAAUGAAACAGCUGUCUGUUGUGUCGAUGGGAGUGGUGUUUGUGAAACUAUAGAGUUACCCUGCUGGAGAUACGGGACCACAGAGACCAUUGCCUGCAAACAGGCUGGCCUGGAGAUCUUCAGCUUUCCCUGGAUGUGAUGAGUCAAGUGGUGCCAGCAGAUAACGCCUGGGGAGUACGUGACUGCGUCCCCUCCAAGGGGUUUCUGCCGUGGCCUCCUGCACUGGGGACCCAGCUCCUCUGCUGGCUCCCCGGCUGUCCCUUAUCUCCCCACACAGACUUGUGUCCUGACCUCACGUGAAACUGAGCUCCAUGCCUGGGACGUGGAUAAAGAGCUGGCCAGGUGCUGAGACCCCCAUCCGGUGUCCUCACUCCUUGCAUGGCAUGGCUCCAGUGGCUGAACUCGUUUGCAAGUGCUCAGCCAAGACAAUGUACCAGCAUUUCCUUUUCCUUUUCCUCCUCUCCUUCAAUCCCCAUAAAUGCCAAGAUCAAAUCCCAGGUGAAGAUCCAUAUGAAAUGCCCAAAGACUACCAGGAGGUCUACAGAGGGACAAAAAACGAUGUCAAAGAGAUCCCAAAGAUUGCAAAGCCCUUUGUUUCUGAGAUGAUCUUUGUGCAAACCAGCAUCACUUCUAUAAGUAAAGGUGCCUUCAGGUACAUGCCCAACCUGAUCAAGAUUUUGUUCAUUGGCAACAAGAUCAAGACUGUUGAACCUGGAGCCUUUGAUAAUUUGGACAAGUUGAGAGACUUGGACAUCUCUGGUGCCUCAUUAGAAAAACUAUCUGUGGGCACUUUCCAAAACCUCCGAAGUUUACAGAGGCUGGAGCUGAGAGACAGCCAGCUCAGAUCCAUCCCCAAAGGCCUGUUUGAUGGGCUGGAAAGUCUGGGAGAGCUCUCCCUGCACAUCAAUGCAAUCCCUUCUCUUCCAGAAGGCAUUUUUGAUUCACUUGUCAAUCUAACUUUUUUGGACCUGUCUAGAAACAGGAUCACAACUCUUCCUGUGAAUGCCUUUAGCAAACUCACCCAGCUGCAAGUCCUCCGGCUGUAUGAGAAUGAGCUGCAGGAUCUCCCAGAGGGACUGCUAGACAGUCAGCUGGAGCUGCUGGAGCUCAGCCUCCAGAGGAACAGGCUCAGGGCACUGCCACCCAUGCUUCUGAGGAGCCUGCCUCACCUGGAGAAACUCUUCUUGGACAACAACCUCAUCAGGGUUCUCCCACCUCAGGGCUUUUUUGGUUUAAACAAACUGAAGUUGCUGACUCUGGGCUCAAACCAUAUUAUGGAGCUCCCCUGCUGCCUUUUUGACACCAUGCCACACUUGCGGGAGCUGGAUCUGGGCAGGAACAGUUUGGCCACACUUCCAGAGGGCAUCUUUGUCAACCUCACAUCCCUCGGCAAACUCUUCUUGUCCCACAACCAGCUAUCAGCCCUGCCAAGAGGGGUCUUCACUGGGCUCAGUAAGCUCUUGGACCUCCAGCUGGAUACAAAUCAGCUCUUUGCUCUGGAUGAAGAUGUCUUUGCUUCUCUUCCAAAUCUGAAAACCCUCAACCUUCGAAAGAACCAGCUGGAGAAUGUUCCCCAAGGGCUCCUAGACCCUCUGAAGAAGCUCAGCUCAGCGUAUCUGAGUGGUAACCCGUGGAGAUGUGACUGCAACUUCUGGUACCUGCACCGCUGGAUCCUGGGCAACAGGGAGAAGGUCAAAUUGUCCACCCAAGUCUCCUGCAAGAGCCCACCCCACCUGGCAGGGCAAGCAGUAACAUUGCUGAGGGAUGAACACCUGGUUUGCCCAGGUACUCUGCCAUUUAACUCCACACCGUCACAAAGGACGUCAGCAUUCCUGUCACGUGGAACCGUGUCCACAGCAGCACCAACCAUGCUGUCAUUGGCAUCCUUUCCCAUCAGGACACUGCCAGCCACUCGUUCACCUGUGGUCACCUCUGCUGUGUUGCCAACCAUGCCAAUGGAGGCUGCCUUCACCACUCUGUCACCAGCCAAGCCAUCUGAAGUCUUUGUCACCAUCCCACCACCAGCUGUGCUGCAGAAGGCCUUCAGCACCAGCCCAUCAACAACCAAAAAGCCCAAGACCUCCACCACCACAGCAUCAACAAACAGUGUGAUGAAGUCCUUCAUCGCCACCCCAUCACCAACUGUGCUGCCAGAGACCUCCACCACCACCCCAUCACCAACCACUGUGCCCAGGUCCUUCAUCACCAGCCCAUCACCAACUGUGCUACCAAAAGCCUUCAUCAACACCUUAUCACCAGCUGUGCUGCCAGACACCUCCAUUACCACCUCAUCGCCAAAUGUGCUGUCAAAGGCCUCCACUGCCACACCAUCAUCAUCAGCUGAGAUGCCCAAGGCUUCCAUCACCACCCCAUCAUCAGCUGUUUCAUCUUCAGCCAUCGUAAGGCUACAGUCUCCUGGGGCCACCCACCCAGAACCUGUGCCACCCACUCCAGCUUCUGCCACCACACGGGUGCCAACAAGCUCACUGGCAGCCACCACCAGACAAGAGCCUCCUGCUCUCUCAGUGCCUAGGGAGAGGCCAGCCACAGUCCCACGGGGAGCACCCAUAACCCCCCUUGUCUCAGCCUCCUCUGUGGCCCUCUGGCCACUCCCCAGGACUGCUGCUCUAGGCACAGUCCCACUGGCCUCACAUUCACCAUCACUCCAUGCUCCUGCACCAGGCAGGGAAUGGGGCUAUUCCACCACAUCUGACUUGUCCACAGCUGGUGCCCAGUCCACCCCCACUACUCCCCAAGAGACUCCUGCCCUGGCAGGCACUGUCCUGCUCCCAACACCUCCCAUCCCCACACUAUCAGACAGCAUGAGCCCCUCUCCAGCCUCCCCACCCCUGACCCGCAGCAGUCAUCGUGCCUGGGGCUUGUCCCUGUGGACCAGUCCGUGGCAGUGCCAGGUGUCCCUGGCCUUGGGGCUGGCUCUGCUGGCACUGCAGGCAGCCUGCACACUGCUGGGGGGGGUGGUCGCCUUCCUUCUUCACCAGGACACCCGCCACCACCCCGGCCCACCUGUGAGGCUGCUGAGCCUUCAGGCUCUGGCCGCUCCGGGGACCCCUGAGCCAGCCCUGGCACCACCGUGAGCUUUGCUGCCCCUGUAUGGCCUGGGUUGUGCCAGUCCUCCUUUGGGGUUUGCAGCCGUGCUGGCCGCAGGGUGCGCUGUCCCUGGGAUGGGGGUCCCGGCACCCAGGCCGAUCCCAGUGUAGGGGGUCAAAGCAGCAAGGUUGUUUUGGGAUCCUGGCGAUGCUGGGAGCCUGCAAGCCCAUGCGCGGUGUCCCUGCCUGACGGCCUUUCUGACAAGGGACACUAGAUGGCAUCCCGACACAGGCAGUGGCUGCCACCGCCUGACCGCGGCCACCGAAACGCCGGAGCCUCCGCACCCGCCGGCCGGGACCCCGCCGCACCGCGGUCAGGAGCCCCUACCCGGAUCUCCUCCCAUCCCUGGAAGGUGCUUGCAGUCCUUGGAGAAAGAUAUCACAAGGCUUCCUGCCCCGCACCCUGUCUUCUUCCCUGUGCCACGUUGCAGGAUGUGUCCGUGUCUGUACCUCCGUCACACGCAGGUCUCUUCCCCUCUCCCUCUCCUUUUCCUCCUCCCUGAUAUUAAA